Molecule: messenger RNA, 2016 nt
Organism: Xiphias gladius (swordfish)
Lineage: Eukaryota; Metazoa; Chordata; Actinopteri; Istiophoriformes; Xiphiidae
Gene: dnaaf1
Product: dynein axonemal assembly factor 1
Exons: 3
Coding region: 116-1939 (607 amino acids)
Molecular function (GO): protein binding
Source: RefSeq, a predicted model, not a curated record
AGUAGUCCCAUGGGGUUGACCACUGUCCACAUAUCAAACAGGUCCUUUCCUAUCAGCUGAGUGAUCAGGAAAUCCUACGGCGAGAUAAGAAGGUGGAGCUGAAUUCCAAGAGACAAUGGGAGAUAAAGAGGAAUCUCAAGUGGAAGGUGGAGAUGUCGGAAGAACCUCUGUUAAAAAUGGAGUUGAUGCCGUGUUAAAGGAUGGAGCUCAAGACAACGAGGGAAAUGACAAAAAAAUGCAAAUCCCUCUUCAAGAGAAAACGGAAAAACAGUUAGGGCCACGGAUGACCAAGAAAUUCCUGAAAGACCACUGUAAGCAGAACAAACUUUACUCAACACCUUGCCUGAAUGACACAUUGUUUCUGCAUUUCAAAGGUUUCUCCACCAUUGAGAACUUAGAGGAGUACACAGGACUGAAGUGUCUCUGGCUGGAAAGCAAUGGGCUUCAACGCAUUGAAAACCUGGAUGCCCUGACUGAUCUGCGCUGCUUGUUCCUUCAGCAGAACCUCAUAUACAAGCUGGAAAACCUUGAACAGCUGAAAAAACUCUGCACUUUGAAUGUCUCCAACAACUAUAUCCGCACCAUAGAGAACAUCUCCUGCCUUCCUGAUCUGAGCACUCUGCAGAUUGCCCAUAACAAGUUGGAAACUGUGAGGGACAUAGAGCACCUGAGUAAGUGUCUGGCGAUCAGUGUGCUGGAUGUGUCUCACAACCUGUUAAAUGACCCUGAGAUCCUUGCUGUACUUGAGGCGAUGCCGGAACUGCGAGUGUUAAAUCUAAUGGGAAAUGAGGUGGUGAAAAAAAUCCCAAACUACAGGAAGACAAUGAUUGUGCACCUCAAACAGCUCACCUUUCUUGACGAUCGUCCUGUGUUUCCAAAAGACAGGGCAUGUGCAGAGGCAUGGGCAGUGGGAGGGCGGGAAGGGGAGUGCAAAGAGAGGGAGCAAUGGGAAACACGAGAGAGGAGGAAAAUUCAGGACAGCUUGGAUGGCAUGGCAAUGAUUCGGAAAAAAGCUCAGGACAGACGGCGCCUACGAGAGCUAGGUGAGAAAGGGGAGACUGAGGUAUUCACCACUCCUCGUGAGGAACACGACACCCAGAUUUUGACUUCCUCACAAGAGGAGAAGAUACAAGCCUUUGUGCAGGACAGCCUGGAUGCCCAUGAAGAGUUCUUGCAGAGUCAAGCAACAAAUGAAUCCAAGACAAAACAUGAAGACAUAGAAGUAGAGCAGCCAAGUGAAGGGUUGCAGAGAGAGCAAUUGGAGAAAGAUGACCAGGACCAAUCACAGAUGAAGCAGCCUGUGAGACAAGAGGGGGUGAAUCCAGAGCAGUCAGCACAAAAGCAAGAAAGUAUUGCAGCGAAGAUGUUAGAGCCAGAUAAAGUAGAUUAUAAACAAAAUCAGUCAUGUGUAAUCCAGCUCACGAGAAAUGAAGCAGAGAGAGAGCAGGCAAACAUGAGUGAACAGCAUGAGAACAAACAGCCUCCCCUGGUCAGGGCAGCUCCUCCUGAAGCAGAUGAGGUUGUACCAACAUAUGGCCCUGGACCCUUGGUUACAGAGCUGGAGGAUGUGAAGCAGCUGGAAACCAUUCACCUCCCACUGCAUCGCUCACUGCAUAUUGAUGACCUGCCUGAUCUAGAGGAUGUGGAUACAGAAGACUUCACUGCAAUGUACUUUUCUCAGCAGGUGUUCAAACCAAAAAUAGAAGUCAUAUCCGGAGGCAGUGAUGAGGUUCAGCCAACUGGAAACCAGAGUGAGACCAUCCCCACUUUAAGUCCAGACAAAAGUUCAUUGUUCACCGAAGUCUCUUACAAUUCUUCAUCACUGGUGUAUCCAGGGGAUUGGGAUGACCUUGAGCCACUGAUACUUGAACCAGUGGAAAAGUCAAAGACAAACCAAACCUCCUCUCCACCACGCAGCCUGAUCGAGGAGCUGGAAUGAUACACAGUCUAACAGGACAUGGCUUCAAAUUAAAUGGUUUAAUGCUGACAGACAAUGCACUGGUCAUAUGAGAGUUA